Panicum virgatum (switchgrass) is the source of this 5019-nucleotide messenger RNA. RefSeq names its product putative alpha-L-fucosidase 1. Gene Ontology annotation, cellular component: lysosome. The coding region runs from base 20 to 1636 and encodes 538 amino acids. The transcript is spliced from 4 exons. Lineage: Eukaryota; Viridiplantae; Streptophyta; Magnoliopsida; Poales; Poaceae. Gene Ontology annotation, molecular function: alpha-L-fucosidase activity. The record is from RefSeq and is a predicted model, not a curated record. Gene Ontology annotation, biological process: fucose metabolic process; glycoside catabolic process.
GCAAGAGACACGACAGAAAAUGGCAGAGCCACCAAACUCCUUGAGUCAACUGCUCAGCUCUGAAGCCACACGGCACGCCCCUUCCUUUCUAACGAAAAUGGCAGCACUUCUUCCUGUGCUGCUCGCCCACCUGCUCCUCCUCUGCGCCCAUGGCGCCACGGCCUCAGCGGCCGCGACGCCGCCGCCCCUACCGAUCCUGCCGGUCCCGUCCUACGCGCAGCUCCGGUGGCAGCUCUCGGAGAUGGCGCUCUUCCUCCACUUCGGGCCCAACACCUUCACGGACUCCGAGUGGGGCAGCGGCCACGCCGACCCCUCCGUAUUCGCCCCCUCGGCGCUCGACGCGGGCCAGUGGGCGCGCGUCGCGGCACGGGGCGGGUUCGGCCGCCUCGUGCUCACGGCCAAGCACCACGACGGCUUCUGCCUCUGGCCGUCCGCGCUGACCAAUUACUCGGUGGCCGCCUCGCCGUGGCGGGCCGGCGCCGGGGACGUCGUCGCCGAGCUCGCCGCCGCUACGCGCGCCGAGGGGAUCGGGAUGGGGCUGUACCUCUCGCCGUGGGACCGCCACGAGCCGGUGUACGGGGACACCAUCGCGUACAAUGAGCACUACAUGGGCCAGAUGACGGAACUGCUUACCAGGUAUGGAGAUGUUGAGGAAGUUUGGCUGGAUGGUGCAAAGGGUGACGCAAAGAAGAUGAAUUACAUGUUUAAUGCCUGGUUUGCACUUAUACAUCAGCUACAACAAAGGGUAGUUAUCUUCUCAGAUGCUGGGCCAGACACUAGAUGGGUUGGAGAUGAGGCUGGGGUUGCAGGUUAUACUUGCUGGUCUCCCUUUAACAAGAGCUCCGUGACAAUUGGGCACACCAUUGACGAAUACCAACGCAGUGGGGAUCCUUUUGGGCAAGACUGGGUUCCUGCAGAAUGUGAUGUCUCCAUCAGGCCAGGUUGGUUCUGGCAUGCCUCAGAGAAACCAAAAAAUGCAACAAGUCUGCUUGACAUAUACUACAAAUCAGUUGGUAGAAAUUGUCUCCUCAUUUUGAAUGUCCCUCCCAAUUCAUCUGGCCUCAUUUCCGAUGAAGACAUGCAAGUCCUUCAGGAAUUCACCGAGAUUCGGCAUAAAAUUUUCUCUCAGAACUUUGCUGCCAAUGCCACUGUCACAGCAAACAGUGUUCGUGGUGGGCAGGAUAAUCUGCAGUUUGCACCCUCCAAUGUGCUCGAAAACAGCAUAUACUCCUAUUGGGCUCCACAGGAAGGGCAAUCCAGUUGGGAAAUGUUCUUCGACCUUGGGAAAUCUACUUCCUUCAAUGUGCUCCAGCUCCAGGAGCCUAUACAGCUGGGACAGCGUGUUAUCAAGUUUCAUGUGGAUAUCCUCAUAGAUGAACUGUGGCAAACAAUUGUUGCAGCCACGACAAUUGGGUACAAGCGGCUGCUGAAAUUCCCAGUUACUGAAUCUCAAUACCUGAAGCUAUGUAUCAUUAGUGCACGCGCAGAUCCACUGAUCUCAUUCUUCGGUGUCUUCAUGGAUUCUUUUUCAGACAGUUAUAACUUAGAGAGUCACUACAAGCGAACAAAUAGCAGUGAAGUUAUAAUGCUGACGACAGGCGAUGCAGCUGGCAACAGGAGUACUGCCACCAUGUAGUUGCCGGGUGUACUGCUGCCAUGUAAAAAUCCCCGGUCCAUUCACCAUGCUAGAAUCACUUGCAUGUUGAUUUGUUCUUUAUAAUUCUAUAUGUUCAUUGGACUGAAGAAGGCCAUUUAAUAGUGAGCAAUGUGUACAUAUCUCUACUUCUCUAGUUUGCCUUCCCAAAGCAACUUGGAAUAAGAGCUCCACUUUCUCCAACCAUACAUGGUUUUAUUCCCCCAAACUGGUUGUUGUAAACUGUGAUUGAAACAUGUGAUCAGAAACUUCUUCUGCACCAGUUUCUGUUUGAAUGAUGCUAGCCGGAACCAGGUACUCCAAUGACAUGAAUGAUGCUACCAGGAACCAGGACCUGAGCAGCAACGCGGCGGAGGGAGGUGAGGCGCGGGUCAGCCGAGACGAGCGACGGUCGGGCGGAGGGAGGCAGCGUGGCCGGCGUGCGCCCAGUGCCGCGCAGGUAAGCAGGCAAGGAGGAGGACGCGAUGAAUAGAAAAAUAGAUAGAUAGAUGAACCUUCUUGUAAGGCGUAACUGGUCCUUUACGUAUCCUUGGGCUGAAGGCGGAAAAGGAAACGCUAUGAGCCUGUGGCCCCCCACCCGUGCUCCACCUGCAGCCUGCAGGCACCGCGGUCGAGCACUCUGCCGCCGCCGCCGCCCCUCGCCGCACUCUGCCGGCGACCAUGUCGGACCAGGCGCCACCUUACGCGCCUCUCCCCCUCGUCUCCUCCCUUCCCGCAGAUCCUAACUCCACCCCGACGCCGAACCCCACCCUUGUCCUCCCCAAUCCUGCCUUCCCCAACAAGCGCAAGCGCACCGGAUUCCGCCGCAAGGUCCCCUCUGGGUCCCCGGCCGCCCCCGCGGCCUCUCCCGCGGCGCCCUCCCAGCCGCCACCCCCUGCUUCCGCUGCCGACGACAUCAUAGUGAUCAACCGGGAGCCUACCGCGGAGGCCGUCACCGCGCUCACCGCGGGCUUCCCGGCGGACUCUCUCACCGACGAGGAGAUCGAGGCUGGCGUGGUCUCCGACGUGGGCGGCAUCGAGCAGGUCAACUACAUCCUCAUCCGCAACCACCUCCUCUGCCGGUGGCGCGAGACCUACAACUCCUGGCUCGCCAAGGAGCCCUUCGCGACGCUCAUCCCUCCCCAUUGCGAGCACCUCCUGAACGCCGCCUACUCCUUCCUUGUGUCCCACAGCUACGUUAACUUCGGUGUCGCGCCGGCCAUCAAGGAGCGCAUCCCCAAGGAGCCCACGAGGCCUACCACCAUCGUCGUCAUUGGAGCAGGCCUUGCCGGGCUCGCCGCGGCACGGCAGCUUGUGGCGUUCGGGUUUAAGGUUAUAGUCUUGGAGGGCCGCAAGCGCUGCGGUGGCCGUGUGUACACGAAGAAGAUGGAAGGCAGUGGGCGUUCAGCUGCUGGUGAUCUUGGGGGCAGCGUGCUUACCGGGACGUUUGGCAACCCACUGGGAAUUGUGGCGAAGCAGCUCGGCUUGCCAAUGCACAAGAUUAGGGACAAGUGCCCACUCUACCGUCCGGAUGGAUCACCAGUCGACCCGGAGGUGGAUAAGAAAGUAGAGAUUACAUUUAACAAGCUUCUUGAUAAGUCAAGCAACCUGCGGUCAUCCAUGGGGGAGGUGGCAGUAGAUGUUUCGCUCGGGGCUGCUCUUGAGACAUUACGCCAGACAGACGGAGGCAUAUCCACACAGGAGGAGAAGAACUUGUUCAAUUGGCAUCUAGCAAAUCUCGAGUAUGCCAAUGCGGGAUUGUUGUCGAAGUUGAGCCUUGCGUUCUGGGACCAGGAUGAUCCCUAUGACAUGGGUGGGGAUCACUGCUUCUUGCCUGGUGGCAAUGGGAGACUUGUGCAAGCCCUGGCAGAGAAUGUGCCGAUUGUUUACGAGAGGACGGUGCACACUGUACGAUAUGGAGGGGAUGGGGUGCAGGUGGUUGUCAAUGGAGGGCAGGUGUAUGAAGGGGACAUGGCGCUGUGCACAGUUCCACUUGGGGUUCUGAAAAAUGGAGGCAUCAAGUUUGUACCUGAGUUGCCACAGAGGAAGCUUGAUAGUAUUAAGAGGCUUGGAUUCGGGUUAUUGAACAAGGUAGCCAUGCUGUUUCCGCAUGUUUUCUGGAGCACUGACCUUGAUACAUUUGGGCAUCUGGUUGAAGAUCCAAGGCGACGUGGGGAGUUCUUUCUGUUCUAUAGCUAUGCGACAGUGGCUAGUGGCCCAUUGUUGAUGGCCUUGGUUGCUGGUGAAGCUGCUCACAAUUUUGAAACCACACCGCCAACUGAUGCUGUCAGCUCAGUUCUUCAGAUACUACGAGGUAUCUAUGAACCACAAGGGAUUGAGGUUCCAGAUCCUCUACAGAGUGUUUGCACUAGAUGGGGCACUGACUCCUUCAGUCUAGGUUCAUAUUCUCAUGUUGCUGUCGGAGCAUCUGGAGAUGACUAUGACAUAUUAGCUGAAAGUGUUGGUGAUGGACGACUUUUCUUUGCUGGCGAGGCUACCACGAGACGUUACCCAGCAACAAUGCAUGGUGCUUUUAUCAGUGGUUUGCGGGAGGCUGCUAAUAUCACACUCCAUGCCAAUGCCCGAGUAGCGAAGACAAAAGUGGACAGAAGCUCGUCAACAAACACACAGGCUUGUGCUACUAUACUAACGGACUUGUUUAGGCAACCGGAUUUGGAGUUUGGGAGCUUCUCUGUUAUUUUCGGAGGAAAAGCUUCCAACCCAAAAUCCCCAGCUAUUCUAAAGGUGGAAUUAGGUGGCCAGCGAAAGAAGAAUGCAACUGAAGGUGCGAAGACAGAACAGAACCACUCAAACAAAUUGUUGUUCCAGCAGCUCCAGUCACAUUUUAACCAGCAACAACAACUUUAUGUUUACACAUUGCUAUCACGACAGCAAGCUAUGGAGUUAAGAGAAGUUAGAGGAGGUGAUGACAUGAGGUUGCAUUACCUCUGUGAAAAAAUGGGGGUGAAAUUAGUUGGCAGGAAAGGCCUCGGUCCUGGUGCCGAUGCAGUGAUUGCAUCCAUUAAGGCAGAACGUAACAGGAGUCGAGCUAAACCUGGCCCGUCAAAGCUGAAGAAAUCAAUGAAGCCUAAUGUUGUUGCGUCAUGAUCACUGACUGCUGAUUUCUUGUGGGGCCUGACUGCCAAUAGUUGAUAACUUGAUAUUUACCAGGCAACGAAUGUGUUCAUUUGGAUGGAGCAUCCGCUCCUGCUGAAUUUGUCUCAAGCCAACUUGCAUCGAAUAUUUGGCAAUUGCUUGAGGUUAAAGUAAUUUUGAACGAUACCUCUUAGAUUCCAGUGAUUUUCCAUUUUUUUUUUCAGAGAGGCUGUUGUGAUGUUGCAUCUGAAAUCUGCGGAUUCUGCAAAGCUUAUUUGUUGGUGGUGUAA